Salmo salar (Atlantic salmon) is the source of this 3760-nucleotide messenger RNA. RefSeq lists its product as uncharacterized. The record is from RefSeq and is a predicted model, not a curated record. Gene Ontology annotation, cellular component: cytoskeleton; actin filament; cytoplasm. Gene Ontology annotation, molecular function: microtubule binding; actin filament binding. Lineage: Eukaryota; Metazoa; Chordata; Actinopteri; Salmoniformes; Salmonidae. Gene Ontology annotation, biological process: cortical actin cytoskeleton organization; actin nucleation.
AUGAGGGAGUCUACAGGAGAGGAGAGUAAGGAGUCUACAGGAGAGGAGAGUAAGGAGUCUACAGGAGAGGAGAGGAGGGAGUCUACAGGAGAGGAGAGGAAGGAGUCCGAGCCGUCAGAAGAGUCUAAAGAAUUCAGCGAUGAACCUGAGGAAGGGAGGGGGGUGAAAGAGAAGACAGAGAAGGAUACAGAGACAGAAAAGACAGAGAAGGAUUCAGAGAAAGAGAAGACAGAGCAGGAUACAGAGAAAGAGAAGACAGAGAAGGAUACAGAGACAGAAAAGACAGAGAAGGAUUCAGAGAAAGAGAAGACAGAGAAGGAUACAGAGAAAGAGAAGACUGAAGGACGGUCUGUGAUAAAGCAACCGGAAUCUUCAGAACCUUCUGAGACUCUAGAACCCUCAGAACCUAAGGGACCUCAGAAGCCUCCCUCCAGUGCGGAGGUGGCAUUUGAUGCGUUCAAGGCCUUUUUUGUCCCCAGGCCCCUGAGGAGGGACCAGGAUGCAGUGAAGAGGAAGGCCUGGAUCUUUGAGAGAAACUUCAAGACUCCUGAAAAGAUAACUGAUUCAAAAUUGCGGGCGUCGACCCCAGGUGAUGGAGAGGACCGGUCCACCCCAGGCCGUCUGCAGGCCAUCUGGCCCCCAACUAAGGAGGAGAAAGUGGGACUGAAAUACACAGAAGCCGAACACCAGGCAGCCCUCCUGCAGCUGAAGAGAGAAUGCAAUGAGGAGAUGGAGAAGAUACAGGAGGACUUUUGGAAGCAGCUGCGCCAGAUGAGAGGGGACAAUGAGGAGCGUGUAUUCCAUCUGGAGUGCAACCUUGCCCGGCUACAGAGCGACCUAGCACUGGGUGCCCACCACCGCCGUGGAGACCUCCGAGACGUGGCCGUAUCCACGGGAGAUGACCUCUCACCCCGGACCGUCCACACAGUGUGCGUCCAGACGGACCGCCAGACCUUUAUCAGAACCCCUGAGGAUGAGGAGGGAGGUGUCAGGCUGGGCCCCCAACCGCCCCUCAACGUGCCUAAGAGACUGGGCCUGGCUUCUAUCAGUCUAAAUCUGUCUGGACAGGCUACCUCUCCCUCUUCUCCCUCUUCUUCCCCCCUUCUUCUCCCUCUUCCUCCUCCACCUCCUCCUCCUCCUUUCCCAAAACAGACCCAGGGACUUGACAGCCCUCCUCCAACCUCUCCACCAGGCUGCAGCCCUCCACCCCCUCCACCUCCUCCACCGCCACCAGGCUGUGUUCCCCCUCCCCCUCCAGGAGGUCCUAACUACAGUGUGUUGGUGGAUAAACCCCACAGGAAGCCUGCUGUGGAACCAGCCUGUCCCAUGAAGCCUCUCUACUGGACCAGGAUACAGAUACAGGACAAUAAGGACACACUGUGGAACUCUCUUGUGGAACCAGACAUCAUCAACACCACAGAGUUUGAAGAUCUGUUCUCCAAGACCACCUUACAGACCAAGAAAAAACCUCUGUCAGAGGCCUAUGAGAAGAAAGCCAAGGCCAGGAAGGUCAUCAAGCUGCUGGAUGGGAAGCGUUCCCAGGCCGUAGGGAUACUCAUCUCUAGUCUGCACCUGGAGAUGAAUGACAUACAGCAAGCUGUGCUGACGGUGGACAACUCCGUAGUGGACCUGGAAACCAUCCAGGCUUUAUACGAAAACAGAGCCCAGCCCGAUGAGCUGGAGCUGAUAAAGAGACACUACCACACUUCAGAGGACGAACUGGUCAAGUUGCUGGACAAACCUGAACAGUUCCUUUAUGAGUUAUCUCAGAUACCAGACUUCCCAGGCAGAGCUUCAUGUAUCAUCUUCCAGUCUGUCUUCCUAGACGCCAUCGCCUCCGUACAGCGGAAGGUUGACAUCGUCUCUCGCGUCUGCAAGGAUCUGUUGGAGACCUCCAGUGUGAGGGAAGUAAUGGGUCUAGUUCUAGCUCUGGGGAACCACAUGAAUGGGGGCAACAGGACCAGAGGACAGGCUGACGGCUUCGGACUGGAGAUCCUUCCCAAACUAAAAGACGUCAAAAGCAGGGACAAUCGAAUCAGUCUGAUCGACUACGUGGUAUCAUACUAUCUCCGCAACCUGGAUGAGAACGCUGGGACAGAGAAAUGUGUCUUCCCUCUCCCCGAGCCACAGGAUGUGUUCCUGUCAGCCCAGGUCAAGUUUGAAGACAUCACCAAGGAGCUGAGGCAGCUGAGACGGGACCUGACAGUGUGUGAGAAAGGUGUUCAGAAGGUAUGUUCCAGCUCUCCAGAAGAACACCUCCAGCCGUUUAAGGACAAGAUGGAGGCGUUCAUUCUGAUUGCGCAUAAAGAACAAGAUGAAGUGCAUGCCCAGUUGAUGUUUGCACAAAAAAGCUUCCACAAGCUGGUGACGUUCUUAGGGCUGAAGCCCAAGACAGGAGAGACCGAGGUGGCGACAGGUCACUUCUUUAUGCUGUGGUUUGAGUUCUGUACCGACUUCAUGACCAGGUGGAGGAGAGAGAACAAGAAUAUCUCCAAAGAGAGACUGAAAGAGGCUCAGCUGUCGGUGAAGAAGAUUACAGCAGACAAGAAGGUGGAGACUAGGAAGAUCAACCCUAACAGUCUGAAAGAGAGACUGCGUCAGAAAGAAGCAAACAUGGUGGCCACAAGCUGAGAGACCGAACAGGACAGAGAAGAGAUUAAUGAGAAGAGUUGAUGUGUGAAGGACUGGGGACUUCUCCCACCUUCUCCCGUCACCGCCCUUCAGCCACCCACACAGGACUGGGAACUUCUCCCACCACCGCCCCUUAGCCACCCACACAGGACUGGGGACUUCUCCCACCACCGCCCCUUAGCCACCCACACAGGACUGGGGACUUCUCCCACCACCGCCCCUUAGCCACCCACACAGGACUGGGGACUUCUCCCACCACCGCCCCUUAGCCACCCACACAGGACUGGGGACUUCUCCCACCACCGCCCCUUAGCCACCCACACAGGACUGGGGACUUCUCCCACCACCGCCCUUCAGCCACCCACACAGGACUGGGGACUUCUCCCACCACCGCCCCUUAGCCACCCACACAGGACUGGGGACUUCUCCCACCACCGCCCCUUAGCCACCCACACAGGACUGGGGACUUCUCCCACCACCGCCCCUUAGCCACCCACACAGGACUGGGGACUUCUCCCACCACCGCCCCUUAGCCACCCACACAGGACUGGGGACUUCUCCCACCACCGCCCCUUAGCCACCCACACAGGACUGGGGACUUCUCCCACCACCGCCCCUUAGCCACCCACACAGGACUGGGGACUUCUCCCACCACCGCCCCUUAGCCACCCACACAGGGGGGUGAUCAGGAUCAUACUAGUCUCUGAUCCUGCCCACCCUGUUAUGGACCAAGCCUGGAACACUGUACUGGAUGCCCUUUGACCCUGCCCUCGCUGGACACUAGAGGAAACCCAAUGGUUCGGAGGUCACAAAGUUGCAGAUGCAUUCACUGACCAACAGGAUGAUAAAUAUUUAAGUUCAUUUUGAUUUUUUGAUUGUGCACCUCAUCCUAGCACUGCUCUGUUAAAAAAACAUUUAUAAAAAAAAGGCUGAUAACUGGACAAAUUAAUAAGACGAUGUAUCAUGGUAAACUUCCUAUGAAAUAUAGAUUUGAUCAUGUAGAUUUGAAAUUCAGUUGUCUGUUUUCUGAUAUUAAAUAUCAGAAGUUGUUUGUGUUUUAUAAUACAUUUAAGUUUAUAAUCUUACAUUUCCACUGUCAAUCAUUAAUAUAUAUCAUCUAUGUAUUGUA